Alnus glutinosa is the source of this 810-nucleotide messenger RNA. RefSeq lists its product as uncharacterized. The transcript has 2 exons. The record is from RefSeq and is a predicted model, not a curated record. Lineage: Eukaryota; Viridiplantae; Streptophyta; Magnoliopsida; Fagales; Betulaceae. The coding region runs from base 1 to 810 and encodes 269 amino acids.
AUGGAUCCCAUGUAUGAGAAGCCAUCGGAAAUAGUUGGGACUCCUCAUCCAAGGUCGGUUCAUUGCUAUUGCGCUUUCCACGAGUCGAAGGGGCAUUGCACAGAGACUUGUAGGUCCUUGCGAGCCUUGAUUGAAAAAUUCAUUGAGAACUGGAAGUUAGUCCAUUUCUUGGCAAGUCAGCGGGGCCAGCAAGGGUUUGGCCAGAACCCUCAACCCGAAGAACAGAGGAGCCAGCCCCUGAGGUAUCGGGAAGAACCCAGGGAAAGGAUGGAGCGUCCCCGGGAAUGCGAUAGGGAGCCUAUUUAUUCUGUCCAGAGACCGCCAAAAAUGAGGAAGUACGAGGAUCAAAUCAUCGGCUUCUCGAACGAGGAUUUCGUCGGGGUCUCACUCCCACACUCGGAUGCUUUGGUGGUGACUUUAGCUAUCGCCAACCAUAAUAUACACAGAGUUCUUGUCGACACCGGAAGUUCCGCCGACAUAAUAUACAAGUCAGCUUUCGAGUUGAUGAGCAUAGAUCAAGGUAAGGUGGUCCGGACAAUGGGUCCCCUAGUCGGCUUUUUUGGAGAGCAGGUCCUCCCGAUGGGAGCUAUUGAGCUCCCAGUCAUGGCGGGAACCAGCCCCCGGAAGAAGACAAUUAAGGUGAAAUUCCUAGUUGUGGAUGGGCGGUCGGCUUACAACGUCAUACUGGGAAGGCCAGCUUUGAAUGACCUGGGGGCCAUAACCUCAACCCGACAUCUGUGCAUGAAAUUCCUGACUGACUUAGGAGUCAGAGUAGUCGAAGGAGACCAGAAUUCGAAAUUGGAGGUCUAG